UUUCAACCCAAUUUCAACCAUAUUUCAACGUUCAAAUUACGUCUUGUGCUCACUGGGAAGGCUCAAAUGCCCUUGAAUUUCAUAUUAUCUCUAAAGAGGAAGGGAGAAAUGUUAAGUAUUCAGAAACACAUAGAACAGCCUCAUUCCUCCCUCCGCCACCUUUUACGCAAACCUGAACUUGGUUUGAGGUUCCUCUCCUGUUACGCACCGCGGCUCACACUCCCCCCUCCCCGGCCCCCGCGUCCACCGCACUCCUUUCUCCCCACCCCACUCCUCCUCUGCAGCAGCUCUAACAGAGCUGUAACGGGACACUCAGGGCACACAAGGCUUCACCCGUCGCAUCAACGUUCAGACUAUCCCCCCGGCGCUGAGGAUGCGGACGCCGCAGAGGCAUCGCUGUUUCGGCGCAUGUGGCGCGUUGACACCCUGAUUGCGGGUUGAAUGAUCGGAGGGACCGCGGGGCGCCACGGGGGAGUUCGUGCCGAUCCGGACCGCCGGAGAUGAGUGCCGGGCUCGCGAUGUGCCUGCAAGAUGCCACCUCGGCUCUAGGCCCUCCCUAAUCCUGCCUGGGUGAUCCAGAGGAUCCCCCUAAGUCCCAGGACACCUCAUGACUCAUCCAGUUCAUCCUCUCUAGCUAUAAGACGCUGAUCAAUUCAAACAACUCUCUCUGGGGUUUUCCUUUCUCCCUCUCAUCUGAUGCUGAAUCCUGAUGCACAAACUGAGUCUAUCAUGAACCUCUGACGGAGCCGCCAAGACUCGUCCACAUAAAGAAAUGUCAAUAGGAAUUCUGAUACUCCUCGUUUCUCUUCUCCCUGGGUUUUCCCUGUUGUUUGUUGGCAGCCAAGACCAUAGCUUGUCAAACACUGAGAAAUAACUCCUUGUUAUGAGGGACGCUGGGGCCCAAAAGACUGGAAGUGCGGAGCAGCGAGCUUUCCAGAUGCUGCCAUGCCCAUCAUCAGCAACGCCAACCAUGACUUCAGCAACCUGUCCGUCAGCGACGACAGCAGCCUGGACCACAUCUUCACGGAAAUACCCGAGACGGCGACCAUCAAGGGCGUGUACUACCAGAGGGCUCAGCUCAUCCGUCGACCGGAGGACCUGGUGUCCAUUGACCACGCGCUACUGGCGGUGAUAAAUGUCGGGGGAAACCGCUACACCUUCCCCUGGAGCACUCUGGAGCAGUUCCCCCUGACAAGACUCGGCCGCCUGUGUGGCUGCCGAUCGGCCGAGGACAUCGCCCGGGUCUGUGACGACUAUGACGAAGCGCAAAAGGAGUUCUUCUUCGACCGCUCGCCCUCGGCCUUCAGGGUCAUACUCAACUUCCUGGCCGCGGGGAAACUGCGCCUGCUGAGGGAGAUGUGCGUCCUCUCCCUGCACGACGAGCUGACCUACUGGGGGGUGGAGAUAACGUACAUGGAGCGCUGCUGCAAGCGGAAGAUGUACACUCGCAUCGAGGAGGUGAACGAGCUGGAGAGGCGCGAGGAGGAGUGCAGGCAGAGGAACGCCAUGCAGCGCGUGCCGGUGGAGGAGACGAGGUACAGAAAGGUGAUGAACUGGCUGAGAGAUAUGGUGGAGAAUCCGCAGUCUGGCUUACCAGGGAAGAUCUUUGCCUGCCUGUCUGUGAUCAUGGUUGCGGUGACUGUCAUCAGCUUGUGCAUCAGCACCAUGCCAGACCUCAGAGAAGAAGAGGACCGGGGCGAGUGUUCAUCUAAGUGCUACAACAUGUUCAUCAUAGAGACCGUGUGUGUGGCCUGGUUCUCCCUGGAGUUCCUCCUGCGGUUUGUUCAGGCCCCCAGCAAGCUGGCGUUCCUCCGCGGGCCGCUCAACAUCAUCGACGCCAUGGCCAUCCUUCCCUACUACGUGUCCCUGGUGGUGUCGGAGGACGACCCGUCCCUGGAGCACGAGAAGCCAGGAGGAGGUAAGGGCUACUUGGACAAGCUGGGCCUCGUGUUGAGGAUUCUGCGGGCGCUGAGGAUUCUUUACGUCAUGCGGCUGGCUCGCCACUCUCUCGGCCUGCAGACUCUCGGGCUGACGGUAAGGCGCAGCACCCGGGAGUUCGGCCUCCUCUUGCUCUUCCUCUGCGUGGCCGUCACGCUCUUCUCCCCGCUGGUCCACCUGGCCGAGAGCGAGCUCACGGGCACCCACGACUUCAGCAGCAUCCCAGCCUCCUACUGGUGGGCGAUCAUCUCCAUGACAACCGUGGGCUACGGCGACAUGGUGCCCAGGUCCAUUCCGGGACAGGUUGUAGCGCUGAGCAGUAUCCUCAGCGGGAUCCUCAUCAUGGCCUUCCCUGCUACCUCCAUCUUCCACAUGUUCUCCCGGUCCUACCAAGAGCUCAAGAUGGAGCAUGACAGGUUGUUCAAGGAGGAGUGCGCGGCGGCUGCGGCUGCUGCCGCCGCUGCCUCUGGGGAGCUGCAAGAGGCGGGAGGCGUAGAAGGGGGGGAGAACUCGGCUCCACCCGGGCUGGGAUUACGUCUAGACAAGGAUAGUGUGCACUCACUGGAGUCUCUUUCUCUGUUAGGGAAAGGUGGCGACGCUGCAGGAAAUAACAACCACAACUUGCCGCCGGCAGCUUUCUGAACAGUACCGACUGACCUAAACCCGAACAAGAAGACACGAGUCCACUCUGUGUUGCAUACAACAAGUACUGCAAACGACAAUUGCUUCACCUCCAAUAAGGUUGUGAGGGCACGGAUUUAAGGGAGAUUGAACAGACAGCAUCUCUUUUGCCCUGCAUAGAAUAAGUGUGCACACUGUAGACUGCACAGAAACGGAAAGACUUUAAACCCUUUAACUUGGACAGAAAGCCUCUGCAGCAUUAUUAGUAAUUAGCUGCUUCCAUAAACAUGCAAUAUUCAAUCCAAAGUUGCUUUUCCUUCCACUGUGAAAAUACUUAUAAGCCCGACUGCAACUUUAAGUUUUAUUUUACUUUUUAAUAUAUUGCCUACAGAAUGAGUUGAAAAUGUGUCUCAUACUUAAUCAUUUUCUUUCAUAAAUUUAAAGAAGUGCUCCUCUUCAAAGCUUGAAGCCUUGUUCUGAGGAUAAAUACAAAGAAACUGAGGGCCAUAUAUAUAUAUAAACCGUCUAUAUCUUUCUGAUAUAUGUUUGAAUACCCGAACUCAAAGACUCUCUCUCGCAAACUCGAGGUAAGCGGUGUGAAAAUACUAUGGUGCAGGUUGUUUUUUUGCUUGUUUUUAAUCGAGUCGACGAUAAGGUGAGAGGACGGAGGGAGAGAUGGCGUGUUUGUGUUGCAGGUUGUUUUUUUGCUUGUUUUUAAUCGAGUCGACGAUGAGGUGAGAGGACGGAGGGAGAGAUGGCGUGUUUGUGUUGGAGAGAGGGUGUGCGAGCAAGAGAGGAUAAGCAGUAACAACCAUGACGUGUACUUUGCAACGCUCCAAAUAAAAGCUCUCCAAGUAAUCUGAGAGAAA
Messenger RNA from Gasterosteus aculeatus aculeatus (three-spined stickleback), 3428 nucleotides. Its product is annotated as voltage-gated potassium channel regulatory subunit KCNG4-like. Gene Ontology annotation, cellular component: membrane; voltage-gated potassium channel complex. Gene Ontology annotation, molecular function: protein binding; delayed rectifier potassium channel activity. Gene Ontology annotation, biological process: action potential; potassium ion transmembrane transport; protein homooligomerization. The record is from RefSeq and is a predicted model, not a curated record. Lineage: Eukaryota; Metazoa; Chordata; Actinopteri; Perciformes; Gasterosteidae.